Molecule: messenger RNA, 1536 nt
Organism: Colossoma macropomum (tambaqui)
Lineage: Eukaryota; Metazoa; Chordata; Actinopteri; Characiformes; Serrasalmidae
Gene: sh3gl2a
Product: SH3 domain containing GRB2 like 2a, endophilin A1
Exons: 9
Coding region: 137-1186 (349 amino acids)
Biological process (GO): synaptic vesicle uncoating
Cellular component (GO): cytoplasm; glutamatergic synapse; presynapse
Molecular function (GO): protein binding
Source: RefSeq, a predicted model, not a curated record
ACAUUGAGCGAGGAUUUCACCUGCAGCACGACACAAGGCGCACGGUCUCACACACACACGACAGAGAAACAUACACAGCAGGUAAACGCACACAUACACACGCGCGCGCACACGUCGUUGACCCGCAGUUGGAGUCAUGUCUGUAGCCGGACUGAAGAAGCAGUUCCACAAAGCCACUCAGAAAGUGAGUGAGAAGGUGGGAGGAGCUGAGGGAACAAAGCUUGAUGAUGACUUCAUGGAAAUGGAAAAGAAAGUGGACACUACCAGCAGGGCGGUGAUGGAUAUCAUGACCAAAACCACGGAGUACCUGCAGCCCAACCCAGCGACCCGUGCUAAGAUGAGCAUGAUGAGCUCCAUGUCUAAGAUCCGCGGGGGUGAUAAGGGUCCGGGAUACACACAGACUGAGACCGUACUGGGAGAGUCCAUGCAGAAGUUCGGCAGGGAACUGGGCGAAGAAUCCAACUUUGGCCUGGCUCUAAUCGAUGCUGGAGAGGCGAUGCGGGAGCUGGGGGAGGUGAAGGAUGCGCUGGACAUGGAGGUCAAGCAGAACUUUAUCGACCCCCUGCAGAAUAUGUAUGACAAGGACCUGAAGGAGAUUCAGCAUCACCUGAAAAAGAUGGAAGGCCGUCGUCUGGACUUUGACUAUAAGAAGAAGCGGCAGGGCAAAGUGACAGAUGACGAGAUCAAGCAGGCUCUGGAGAAGUUUGAUGAUUCAAAGGAAAUAGCAGAGCAGAGCAUGUUCAACCUGCUGGAGAGUGACAUUGAGCAGGUGAGUCAGCUUGCUGCUCUGGUCCAGGCACAGGUGAACUACCACAGACAGGCCACUGAGAUCUUACAGCAACUUUCUGACAAAAUGGAAGAAAGAAUAAGAGAUGCUUCCAGCAAGCCAAGGAAAGAGUAUGUGCCCAAACCUCGAACCUCCAUGGACUUCAGCUCCAGUGAGACCCACAACGGGGGAAUCAGCCAUAUCUCACGCUCUCGCUCACCAGCUCCUAUGGAUCAGCCGUGUUGUCGGGCUCUGUAUGAUUUUGAUCCAGAAAAUGAGGGCGAGCUCGGCUUUAAGGAAGGUGACAUCAUCACCCUGACCAAUAAGAUCGAUGAGAACUGGUACGAGGGGAUGAUCCACGGCCAGUCUGGCUUCUUCCCCGUCAACUACGUCGACGUCCUGGUGGCUCUGCCGCACUAAUCUCCAGAUACACACCCACGAAUAUCGCCCUGAACCCCCGAUUCCCACCACACACACUCCUCCUGCGAUUAUGACAAACACACCAGACAUGAACAGCAGCUUUGUGCAUGAGGAAAAAGUGCAUUCGCGCUUUGGACGAUUUGCAAUUUGCCAUUGGCACAACCUUACUGUUAUUGAGUUGGAGAACUAUCCUAUGCUUUCGGUUUGUUUAUUUUUCAUGAUUAUGUUUUAUCUUAAGGAGGUGUUUUUCUUUUUUUCUUAGUUAUUUAUUUGUUUGUUUUUUUCUCGGUUUGCUUUUGAGAUGGUGUGAAAAAGUGAGUGCCCCAACCACCCAAUCCCAAUCUGUUUUC